Messenger RNA from Aureobasidium uvarum, 2558 nucleotides. NCBI's taxonomy places the organism in Eukaryota, Fungi, Ascomycota, Dothideomycetes, Dothideales, Saccotheciaceae. The record is from the annotation of a GenBank genome assembly.
CUACCUAUGUGGUUGUUGGUGAGCUACGGCGUGGCAUGUGUCGGUGGACUGCAAGGGACGUUUCUGAGGCGGACUGGACCACUCUACUCGUACACUCUUGGGCCUGCCGUUUGCCCUGGAAUUCGCACUUUUGUUGUGGUGAGAAAGAUGAGCCAGUUCGAGGGUGCAAGCAUGAAUUGCAAUUCACGCCGUCAUCAACACCGACCACGACCGCCUUUGAUGUCAAUGUCGACAACAAUGCCGCUCCGCCCACACAGACGCAGACGCAGACGCAGACGCAGACGCAGACGCACUUUCACGACGCCUUUCCCACCUACGACUAUGCCCACCACAAGCGAGACUCGAUAGCGUCGACGGCCACUGCCACGUCGAUAGACAGCAACCCGCACUAUGUAGCCUACCCACAGUUGCAGCAUCAGCACCAGCAUCAGCACCAGCUUCAGCACCAGCUUCAGAACCAGCUUCAGCACCAGCAGCAGCAUCAGCAGCAGCAUCAGCAGCAGCAUCAGCAGCAGCACCAGCAGUCCUACCACACGUACGACUUUGCCACGAGUCCGUCCUUUGUCCAGGGCCAGGGUCAGGGCCAGUCUUCGAGCCAGCCUCAGUCCCAAUCCCACGUCUUCCAGAUGCAGACACCCCCUCCGACCCGAGGCUCGUCCAUCAAGCGGAGGCCGCAACGACUGGACAGUGUUACGCCUACAGCAUCUAGUGCUGCUCUCCGCCAGCCCAGCUUUGACGCUGCCGCCUUCAGCUUCAAUGCUCCUCAGCACUCCAUGAACUCGUGGAGCCAGCUCUCGGGCCCAUCGUCUGCUCCGCUGUCGGCUCCUGCCUGGACUGCCAACCAAGACGAUCCCUUCUCACACUGGUCAACCCAACCCUCGAUAUCUUCUCAACCCGCCCAUGCCUCUCAGUCGUCCUGGUCGCAUGUCCCUCUGCAGUCCUCGGCUCCCUCACGUCCUACCGUAACUCGCUCAUCCAGCUCCAACAAUGUUCCAUAUGCUACUCCCACCGUCGCCAAAAAGCCUUCCGCACCACCCAGUGUGGAUCCGAUCCAUCUCCGUUCGUCGCCUUUGAGAAGCCAAUUCCCCAGCAUUCCUGAGGCACGUCCUGUGUCGCCUGCCAAGCCAUGUCUAGCCCCUGCCUUUCCCUCAACCUCGGCCUCACCAGUCAAGAAUAGUGCUCUGCAGCGCAGCAACACGGUCGGAAACUUCUUGAAACCGAGUCCAACCAUCGUAUCGCAAACUCCCGAUGCUGCAACCUCGCUUGGUCGAAGCAACUCUUUCUGCAAUCUCCCACGCCGGUCCUCUCCCCUCAAGCGAAUAGCACGUGGCUCCUUGUCCUCAAUUGCUGAGUCUUCACGACCUCAGGUCCGCACAUCUGUUGUUCUUACAAUCGACGCCAAUGGAACUGCGAGGACAGAAACUAGGGUGAUUGAAGAGAGCCCCUCCCAAACCAAGAAGGACUCGCAGUCGAUCAAGGAAAAGUAUCCCAAUCUAUGGGAUGACUCGGAUAGCGAGUCAGACUCGACAUGUGGCACCACAUGGCCGAGCCGCCAUGAUUCGCUUGCCCACGCCAAUGCUGGUCAAGAGCGAUCGGCUAAAAUGGCAAGGCUUGACACGUUGUCAGACAACCUCGAGAUGGCACAGCUGCCGCGCUCGAAUUCGACGGCAUCGCUGAAAACUCCGUGCAAAACUGCUUAUGCAGCCGCGAUACAAUUGAGACGGCAGGGUAGUGCCAAGAAGCAACAACGACCGUCAAGUGUGCAAAGCAGACGCAACACGUUGUCUUCGCUAAACAGCUCUUUCGAGAACUUGGCUGCCAUGGACCUGAACAAAGAGGAGAUGCAUGUCAAGGCAGAUGCUGGUGCUGCUCUUCGCCAGGCCGCUGCUCAUCGCGUUUCUCCAGGAAUUCCGAUCUCGUCCAGCCACCGUCAAUCUGACAAGACUACAGUCUCGCUUGUCCGCUCCGGUCGCUCGGACACUGUUCCCUCGAGUAUCUCACGACCUCGACAGUUGUCGCAGCCUCAACGCCCUCAUCAAGUACACCAGAUACAACAACCGCACCAAGUACAACAGACACAGCCGCCUCAAGCACCUCAACAGAUUCAACAACCCCAGCCGCAAAGACCACAGCAUAUACAACAAGUCCAACAGAUGCAGCAGCUGCCUCUGAACACCCAGGUUUACCCACAUACCCACGCAAAAUCCCACAGUGUCAGUUACCCAACGGCCACACCGACAGCACCAAUAUUCGAUCCGCGCGGCUCCUUCACGAUGGAAUACACGCCCAUGCCUUUCACUUCGGCACCUCCUCCACAAUCAUUCACGAACGAUAUGAGCUCCACGACACGAUGCAUUUGCCAAAUUCCAUUCGACGACGGUAGGAUGAUCCAAUGCAACCUCUGUGCUAUGUACUCCCACUCUGGUUGUGUUGGCCUUGACUCCUCCCAACAUGCAUAUAUUUGCUCUUUCUGCGUCAGCAACAACCCCAUUUCCUACGGACAUCCGGUACGGUCAAGUUCAAUGCAGAAUUUUAAUGCAUGGACUGUUCCCGGGCUC